AUGCAACCCAAGGUCAAUCGCAACAAGAAGUCUUUGGGUGUGUCAUUCCAGCAUCCAGAGGGUGCUGAGAUCAUUCGCGAGCUGGCAAAAGACGCCGACGUGUUUGUGGAGAACUUUUUGGCCGGGACAUUGAAGAAAUAUGGAUUGGACUUCGCGACUCUGCAGAAGACGAACCCACGCCUGAUAUACGCCAGCAUCACCGGCUACGGUCAGUACGGGCCAUACAGUGACCGGGCUGGAUAUGACGUGAUGGUGGAAGCAGAGAUGGGAUUGAUGCACAUCACCGGUACGAGAGAUGGACCACCAGUUAAAGUCGGCUGUGCAGUCACGGAUUUGACCACGGGCAUGUACGCUUGCAACAGCAUCAUGGCGGCGCUUCUCGAGCGACACAACUCGAACCAAGGUCAACAUCUGGACGUGUGUCUGAGCGAUUGUCAGGUCGCCACGUUAUCGAAUAUGGCUGAAGCCGUCCUGAUAUCGAGAAAGAGGGAUAGUGGCAGAUGGGGUACCGCACAUCCUUCUGUAGUACCGUAUCGAGCCUUCCGGACAUCCGACGGGGAUGUUCUCUUCGGAGGCGGCAACGAUCGACUCUUCGGAAUCUUAUGCGCAGGGCUAGGCAAGCAGGAAUGGGCCAAUGAUGAGCGGUUCGCCACAAAUGCUGCGCGAGUUGCAAACCGAGGCGUCUUGGAACCAGCCAUUGAGAAGAUCACGACGCAGAAAACGACGCAAGAGUGGUUGGAUAUCUUCGAAGGCACUGGUCUUCCGUACGCCAAAGUCAAUGAUUUGAUGGACACGCUCAAUCACACACAUGUCCGAGCGCGAAAUAUGGUUGUUUCGGUAGAUCACCCGAGCUGCGGUGAGAUGGAGCUGGUCAAUACGCCGAUCAAAUAUUCGCGAUCUAAACCUUCGAUACGAACACCGCCACCCCUACUUGGACAGCACACGGAUGAGAUACUCACUGCAAGACUGGGCUUUGACUCUCAAAAGAUCCAUGAGUUGAGAGCCCAAGGUGCAGUUGGGUGA
Molecule: messenger RNA, 1023 nt
Organism: Cladophialophora yegresii CBS 114405
Lineage: Eukaryota; Fungi; Ascomycota; Eurotiomycetes; Chaetothyriales; Herpotrichiellaceae
Exons: 4
Coding region: 1-1023 (340 amino acids)
Molecular function (GO): catalytic activity
Source: RefSeq, a predicted model, not a curated record